UGUAGUCAACAGACAACAGAUAAAUUUUCAAUACCUAUCCAAAACAAAUCUGAUUUUGGCAAGUAAAGCAAACAAUGAAAAUAUCUAUAAUAAAAUAUUAAAAUAUAUUUAUAUAACUUUUUGCUGUAUGCAUAAAAAAGACUUUGAAAAUGAACGAAAUGGACGAUAAGUUCUACUAUGUAUAUAGUUCAUCAUUGGACCACAAAGUUGAAAUUAAAAUAGGUACACUAGAAGGAAAGAGAGCCAAACCUGAAUAUGAUAAGCUGCUCUCUGACCCCAUGCUGAAGUUCUCUGGUCUCUACCAAGAGGGGUGCUCCGAUCUGUUUGUGACCUGCCAAGUGUUAUGUGAUGGAGUGCCUCUGGCACUGCCCGUUACAACCUCUUAUAAAGCUUUCACUAAUCGAUGGAACUGGAAUGAAUGGGUCACUCUACCAGUAUACUACAGUGACUUACCUCGUAAUGCAAUCCUGGCCAUGACAAUAUAUGACUGCGCUGGACCAGGGAAACUAAUGGUGGUCGGUGGCACCACUAUCUCUUUGUUUGGCAAACAUGGCAUGUUGCGACAGGGGAUGUUCGAUUUGCGCGUGUGGCCCGGGGUCGAGGGCAGCGAGAAGACGCCUGGGAAGGCGCCGGACAGGGGCAAGGAGCAGAUGCAGAGGCUGGCCAAGCUGGCCAAGAAACAUCGCAAUGGGCACAUGCCGAAGGUGGACUGGCUCGACAGACUCACGUUCAGAGAGAUUGAAAUGAUCAACGAAAAGGAGAAGAGAAACUCCAAUUAUAUGUACCUCAUGAUCGAGUUCCCAACGGUUCAAAUAGAUGGCGUUGAUCAUGCGGUGGUGUACUAUGAACAAGAUGGCGACGAAAUGUACCAGUUUCGAGCGCAGGCCGAAAUUGUGACCGUGCCUGAUUACGAGAUACUUCAGGAGAACCUGGUGGAGAGCAAGCAGCACCGGCUGGCGCGGUCGGUGCGCGGCGUGGCGCCGGCGCGCGACGCGAAGCCGUCGGCGGGCGAGCGCGACCGCCUCGCCGCGCUGCUGGCCGCGCCGCCCGCGCCGCUCUCCGCCGACGAGCAGGACCUCAUAUGGAAGUACCGAUUUUAUUUAUCGACUCAUCGGAGAGCACUCACGAAGUUCUUGGAAUGCGUCAAUUGGAAUAGACUAGGUGAAGUACGUCAAGCAUUAGCUAUGAUGAAGCAGUGGGCGCCCAUGGAUGUAGAGGAUGCGCUCGAGUUACUGACUCCCAAGUUCACACACCCGGCUGUGAGGAAGUACGCCAUAUCUAGACUACAGCAGGCGCCCGAUGAAGACCUGCUGUUGUAUUUAUUGCAAUUAGUGCAAGCGUUAAAGUAUGAAGAUUUUCUUGAAAUACAUGAGGAGUACGUGCGUGUGUGCGGGAAAGAGUUGGCGAUAUCGUCUGAGGGAGAGGUCCGACCGCAGCAGCGCGGCAGCCAGACCACGUUGCUGUCUGCGUCUGGACUGACAGUGAGUGAGAUGACAACAUCGACGAGCAGCCGUCAUUCAGACACAGCGGAGGAGGGCGCAGCCUCCGACACAGCUGUACAAACACUAGAGGAUAGUGCUGAAUUCAGCGCGAGCGAGCCGGCGGAGCAGAGCCUGGCGUCGUUCCUGAUCAGCCGCGCGUGCCACAACAGCGCGCUCGCCAACUACCUGUACUGGUACCUGCUGGUGGAGUGCGAGGACGGCGACGCGCCGCGCCCGCUGCCCACGCGCGGCAUGUACCUCGCCGUCAUGCGCACCUUCUCGCACCGCCUGGCCACCGGCAGCUGCGCGCAGCAGCGCACGCGCACGUUCCUGGCGCGGCAGCAGGUGUUCAUCGACAAGCUGGUGCGGCUGGUGAAGAGCGUGGCGCGCGAGAGCGGCUCGCGCGCGCGCAAGGCCGAGCGCCUGCAGCUGCUGCUGGCCGACGCCGACCACUUCAAGUUCAACUUCGCCAACUUCGAGCCCAUGCCCUUCCCGCUCGACCCCACCGUCACCAUCAAGGGUAUAGUAGCAAAGAAGGCGAGUUUAUUCAAGUCGGCGCUAAUGCCGUGCAAGCUGACGUUCCUCACGACGGAGGGCAGCGAGUACGAGGCCAUCUUCAAGCAUGGUGACGAUCUGCGGCAGGACCAGCUGAUCCUGCAGAUGAUUACACUGAUGGAUAAACUCUUGAGGAGAGAGAACCUGGACCUGAAGCUGACCCCGUACAAGGUGCUGGCGACCAGCUCGAAGCACGGCUUCCUGCAGUUCGUGGAGUCGGUGACGGUCGCCGAGGCGCUGGCCAGCGAGGGCAGCAUCCAGAACUUCUUCCGCAAGCACAGCGCGUGCGACAACGCGCCAUACGGCAUCCGCCCCGAGACCAUGGAUACUUACAUCCGCAGCUGCGCCGGCUACUGCGUCAUCACCUACCUGCUGGGCGUGGGCGACCGCCACCUGGACAACCUGCUGCUGACGAAGUCCGGGGCGCUGUUCCACAUCGACUUCGGCUACAUCCUGGGCCGGGACCCGAAGCCGCUGCCGCCGCCGAUGAAGCUCAGCAAGGAGAUGGUGGAGGCCAUGGGCGGCGUGCACUCGGACCACUACCACGAGUUCCGGAAACAAUGCUACACGGCGUUCCUGCACCUGCGCAGACACGCGAACUUGAUGCUGAACCUGUUCUCGCUGAUGGUGGACGCGUCGGUGCCGGACAUCGCGCUGGAGCCGGACAAGGCGGUCAAGAAGGUGCAGGACAAGCUGCGCUUGGACCUAGGCGACGAAGAAGCAGUACAUUAUCUGCAGAACCUUCUAGACUUAUCCGUUACAGCGGUGAUGGCCGCGCUCGUCGAACACUUCCACAAGUUUGCGCAGUACUGGCGCAAGUAGAAUGAUUAAAAGAAAGAAUAUUUAUUGUGUCUACUUGUAUCGAACACGGGUCGCUUGCACCCAACGCAAGUCAGUGACACCCAAUGCAAGUCAGUGA
Molecule: messenger RNA, 2955 nt
Organism: Zerene cesonia (dogface butterfly)
Lineage: Eukaryota; Metazoa; Arthropoda; Insecta; Lepidoptera; Pieridae
Gene: Pi3K59F
Product: phosphatidylinositol 3-kinase catalytic subunit type 3
Exons: 19
Coding region: 150-2858 (902 amino acids)
Biological process (GO): autophagosome assembly; autophagy of peroxisome; phosphatidylinositol-3-phosphate biosynthetic process
Cellular component (GO): phosphatidylinositol 3-kinase complex, class III, type I; peroxisome; phosphatidylinositol 3-kinase complex, class III, type II
Molecular function (GO): 1-phosphatidylinositol-3-kinase activity
Source: RefSeq, a predicted model, not a curated record